Gamsiella multidivaricata is the source of this 2765-nucleotide messenger RNA. RefSeq lists its product as uncharacterized. NCBI's taxonomy places the organism in Eukaryota, Fungi, Mortierellomycota, Mortierellomycetes, Mortierellales, Mortierellaceae. The transcript has 2 exons. The record is from RefSeq and is a predicted model, not a curated record. The coding region runs from base 130 to 2655 and encodes 841 amino acids.
GGCAACGGCGACGACGAAAACGAUGAGGUUGGUGAGGCACGAGAUGAUGAAGCAGUCGUCGCGUUGGAGGGGGCACUAGCGAUACGGGAGCUUGCGCUGGGUAAGGCAUCCCAGGACGGUUCGGAUCAAAUGCAAGGUGUACAAGUUGAGGGCACCGUUGAAGCCGUCAACGACGACAAGGGGAAGGAUGAUGGGGAGGAGAAUAAAGAUGAUAGCGGAAUGCCUAGUGUCCAUUUGACGGCGGAGCCCGAGUCUCAGGAGGUCCCAAUACAUCGAGACAGUAAAGAAUCGGCGAAGCAACAGCCCAUCGACAUUCCAUCGAACCUCUCAGGGAAGCCAUCAGAGCUAUCUACUCCUUCUUCCAUGCCUGACGAUGAACCGAGUAAGCGCCUAGAAGAACAUUCCAGCGCUCGUAACCCACCUUUCGCGGUCCAUUCUACAUCUGCCUCAACGCGUGCUGUCCUUACGUCUUCAGAGUCUGCUGUCAAGCCCAUUUCCCACGCGACCAUACACGAACAUCCACUGUGGGCCUCUUCCAGCAAGGGCGCUCAAAAAGCCGCCAGGCCUUCUCUUAUGCAUCUCACUCCCAUCGUAGUGGACGGUGUCAAGCCAGUGGACAAUAUUCCCGUGCAGAACAUCAGCUCAACACCCGCGAUUGAACCAGCAGUGACAGUGUCUGAAAAACAAGUUACAGCACAAGUCAAAGAAGUCCAAUUAGGAGACGAGGGGUUGUUGAAUCAAGAUGGUAGUUUUAUCCUGAAUGUGGCUAAAGAACAAAAUGAGAUAGAUGAUACGAAGCAAGGGAAGAGCGCGAAGGAAGCCAUGAAGGUAUACAAAGACGACAAGGUGCACGCAGACGACGACGAUCACGACGAGAACCGUGAUGAAGAAGUAGUGGUAGUGGGCGAGAAGCACAAUUCGGGGGACGACAGGGAGGGUCAGUCGAGCAAAAAGUUGGCUACUAAGAACGACAAGAAGCGGGAGGUCAAAGGUGCCAAGAAGUCGAAGCAAAAUACCAAGGACGCCGACAAGAACAAGAAAAAAAAGCCAAUUGAGCAGAGCCAAAGUCCGGAAUCAUUGUCGUCCCCUGCACGCACCUUGGUCCUCCCGGGCAUUAUUGCCAAGCACCGGCCGAUGUUUUCAAAACUUCGCAGUAAACUCAUUCAGCUCCAGCUUGAGCAAGAGGCCUUAAAGAACGGUGCCGUCCCACAGGACUUUGUGCCCGAAGAACAUCCUCAAACACAAGAAAAGAAGCAGGAUUCAGAAGUGGGAGACGAAACCUCAGAGCAGCCUACAGCCACGGUUCCGCUUCCCAAAAAGCACGAACCUCUUACGCCUCAACAAAUUGCGGACACGGAACACCAAGGUGCGAACGCGUUCUUUGGCCUCUUUGCAGAUAAUGUCUUUCCGGAUGUACAACUGGCUGGAAACGAUGAGCCCAAGAAUCUGGAGUUUGAGAGGCAGUUGCGGAAGCAGAUGGAGGAGAAUAGGCUCAAGUUCAUAGAGGAACAAGGCCUUGGAGCGGGGGAAGACAGAGAAGCAGAAGAGGGCCCUCAACAGCAGCAGAAAGCCAAGAAGGAUGCCAACAAGAAGCAGAAGAAAAAAUCCAGGGAGAGCGAGUCGCACAAGAGUGAUGGAAACGAUGACAGCAGGCAUCACAAACGUCAGCUCUCAGAGGCGACCGACAAUGGCGUCUCUAACGCGCCUUAUAUUGCCCCCAUCACCAUGGACGAUAUUCUUGCCAUUCCAAAGAUGAUUCUCGACGAGGGAAAGAAACCCCGUAUGGGUGGUCAGCCUCAAGCGGGAGUGAUCGAUGGCAAUGUUGUGAAGGGUCAGGUUCAGCGAGGCAAGGACACGCUUGCCACUCCUGAGGACAUCGCAAAAGAUCAGGACGGCGAUGCUGCAGGUGGAAAGGACAGCGGUACUGCAACUGGCAAGGGCGGCUAUGAUGAGUAUAUCGACGUUGACAAGAAGCAGGCCGACGAGGGCGUCGACAUUGACAAGUUCAAGGAACAAACCAACGAAGACGUCGACACCGACAAGUUCAAGAAACAAAUCAUCAAGGACGUCAACAUUGACAAGCUCGAGAAACAGGCCAACGAGGGCGUCGACGUCGAUGCUGAAAACAUUGCUAUCGGACAAGAAAAUACGGAUGAUAUCCAACCCCCUAUCUACGCGGAAGGCGUCGAUGGCAAUGAGGACGAUCAGAUCGAGACUAUGAGCAGCAGCAAUAAGAAGCACCGCGAGAAACACAGCAACCAAGAGAGUGCCGCUCCGGGCACUGUUUCCCAAGUGUCCAAGACUGACAAAGCCCCUGAUCAAUCUCCAGAACAACCAUCGAUACCAACGCAACCGAAGCAAUCACUACAACCGAAGCAAUCACCACAAUCCGAGACGUCGCCGCAGCCCCCCCGGGGCAUUAAGCCAGCUGUACCCGAGACACCCAAAGGCGAACAGCCUGGCAAGAAUGCAACGCUGCCUGUAGCAGGUAAAGAUGGCGCAAGCAAGGACGCAGGAACGGCUGGAUUUGGCACAGUGCCGAUGUUCGGACCCGCACAGCUGGAUCUCGAAUCCGGUGCCCAGACUGUCAGAUCAAGGUUUCUUAUUACCCAGCUUUUAGUUCUCGUGAUCGCCACAGCACUUUUAAUUAAUUAAUGAAAGCCGCCUCCUCCAUACCGUUCAAAUCUACUUCUGAUUCGGGGCAUUCUCUUCCUCCUGUGUUGAAGGCAUGACCGCUAAUGAUGCUAAUGUAAUCGGGUUGCGCC